GAUCCUGUAACCAUCAUGGUAUUUAGACACGAACACCACCACCCCACCCCAGAUCCAGCGGUGAUGUUAUCGGUGUCCUUUCCUUGGGCUGCAGACCCACGGGAAGGGGUGAGUCAGUUCCCAAGCCCUCCUACAUGUGGUUUGCCUGGUGCCUUUCCAAAUGCUAGGCUGGCUCGGAGUUCCACAACCACCACUGCUCGCUGACACGCUCCAGUGCAAUGGCAGAGGUGUGACCACCAAGGCUGACUGUUGCUUUGUUUGGUGGCCAGCCCAGCCCAGAGGCAGAGUUCAUCCCAGGAAGCAAAAUCCGUGCUUGCUGCAAGAAGUCCUGCAAAAUAAUAAUUGGGAAAAAAGCAGGGGAAAAAAAAAAGAGCCAUUAAAAAGAUCCUAGCAGCACCAAUAUGCAUUGAUUUAGAGAUUCAUGCGUGAAACUCCUGGUUUGGGGGAGAAUAACUGUCUUGCUUUUGGAAGCAUUGGAAAUCUGAAGUUCAUGCUCAUGAGAAGUCAAAUUCAAGAGCCCGGGUUACUCAGUGUGGCUACGGAUUGCAGAGGCGACAGUAACAAGUCAAACAUUCUCUGUGAAGGAGUUUCAGCUGCGUUCUUGUGUGUGCACUGGCAGCUGAGAGGAAUAGCAGCCAGUCUGGGAUAAAAUGCCAGCGAGGGGCAAAUAUUUCUUCAGUGACAGUGAUGACUGCAGGAUCACAGACCCUCUCUAUGAGAAGUACCGUUAUACGAGCCAGCAGCUUCCACUCCUGCUUCUGCUGCUCUUCAUUGCAAUCAUCUUCUGGACUACACUAAUUAUAAUCUUUUUUGUCAAAGAUGAAGCACGUAUUCAUCUUGCCUUCAUUAUUGCAGUAUGUGCUGUUCUUGUCAUAUUUUCAGUCAUGUACUUACUUUUAUGUAUCGAAUCCUUAUUUCGGAGAUGGCUAACCUUAUUUGGAGUUACAAUUUGGAUUUGCUUCUUAACGAUAGGUUACAUUCCUCUUCUUGAACGAGAAGAUUAUUUUUCAGCAUGGGAACAGGUGCCAUUUUUUCUGUUCAUAAUCUUCACAGUUUAUACCAUGCUACCCUUUGGGAUGAGAGAUGCAGUCAUAAUUAGUGUUCUUUCUGCUCUCUCCCAUAUUAUCGUUCUAAGUGUGUUGUCCAAGGAUUCUCAUGCAGAUAAAAGAUCCAUUCUGUUUCAGGUACUUGCCAAUGCUGUCAUUUUCCUUUGUGGUAAUUUGAUGGGUGCAUUUCACAAACGCCAAAUGCAGGUUGCUUCGUGGGACUUGUAUAGAUACACAUUAAAGUGCAUUCAGGUCCGAAUGAAACUGAAGAUUGAAAAGAGGCAACAAGUGAGUGAAGUGGUUCUUGCUAUGAAUUGCUUGUUUGCAUUUCUAAAAUUGGUGCAAUUUUAUAAGGUUUGUGAUUAAUGUUCAUAGAAGGGCUUGGGCAGAUCUUCAUAAUACCCACCUCAUAUCAAAAAUAAAAGUUGUGCCAUUAGUAACAAAAGAAGGAAGUUGAAAGGAGGAAGCUGUUCCAUGCAGCUUGUCUGUAUGAAAAUCGCAGUAUUUGUUGCAAGGAUGUCGCUGCCAGUUAUUUCAGCUAACUUGUAUUUCCUAGCACAAAAGGUUGAUGGGACUGGCCUAAGGUAAUCCAAAAGAAACCUGUUCUUAAUGUCCUGACAAAUACUUGUGGGAUAAUUUCAACAGUUUUGUGCUUCCCUUUGUUAUGAAUUUUCUUUGAAAUUCUGCAGUAUUGUUUGUUCUUUUAUUUUCUUGUCUCAG
Meleagris gallopavo (turkey) is the source of this 1766-nucleotide messenger RNA. The record is from RefSeq and is a predicted model, not a curated record. Lineage: Eukaryota; Metazoa; Chordata; Aves; Galliformes; Phasianidae.